GGAGGCUUUGAAUAUUGCGGCACAGCGAGCUGUCCUCAUUUCAUCCUGAACGCUGACUACCACCCACGAUAAAGUCCUUCUUUCCUUUCAGAAGUCAACUCUUCCCACUUACUGAACUCGAUCAUCGCUUGUAACGUUCGUCAUGAGGUCUAAAUUCAAGGAUGAGCACCCGUUUGAGAAGCGCAAGCAGGAGGCUGAACGCAUCAGACAGAAGUACCCUGACCGUAUUCCUGUAAUUUGUGAGAAGGCCGACCGAACAGACAUUCCUACCAUCGACAAGAAGAAGUAUCUUGUACCUUCAGAUUUGACAGUCGGGCAAUUCGUCUACGUCAUCCGGAAGCGCAUCAAGCUUGCACCAGAGAAGGCCAUCUUUAUCUUCGUUGACGAGGUUCUCCCACCGACGGCAGCUCUUAUGAGUGCUAUUUAUGAGGAGCACAAGGAUGAGGAUAAUUUCCUUUAUGUCAGUUAUUCGGGCGAGAAUACGUUUGGGCAGGAGGGGUGGAUUGAACUAUAAGCACGCAUUCGACGGCACAUGUUCAGUCGUAGUUGGUGCCCCCGGAGAGCCAUAGAUCGUCCUGGGCAGGAGGCGUCUGGUCUUGUCUCGAAAGUUUUAUCAACGUCUUCAUCUCCAUACCCUUUUCCUAUGCCCGCUUUGCUCAUAGUCUGUACUCUAGUUGUUACUUUUGGCUCGGUUGCCUUUGGUGUCUCAAAUUGAAUUGAUGGCACCUGUACAUGGAUAAUUAUAUUUCAUUCAUUCUA
This is a messenger RNA of Suillus discolor, 759 nucleotides long. Its product is annotated as autophagy-related protein 8 precursor. Gene Ontology annotation, molecular function: phosphatidylethanolamine binding. The transcript is spliced from 5 exons. Gene Ontology annotation, biological process: macroautophagy; cellular response to nitrogen starvation. The record is from RefSeq and is a predicted model, not a curated record. Gene Ontology annotation, cellular component: cytosol; fungal-type vacuole membrane; autophagosome. The coding region runs from base 143 to 514 and encodes 123 amino acids. NCBI's taxonomy places the organism in Eukaryota, Fungi, Basidiomycota, Agaricomycetes, Boletales, Suillaceae.